Messenger RNA from Halteromyces radiatus, 2338 nucleotides. Its product is annotated as beta-lactamase-like protein. Gene Ontology annotation, cellular component: mRNA cleavage and polyadenylation specificity factor complex. The transcript is spliced from 8 exons. NCBI's taxonomy places the organism in Eukaryota, Fungi, Mucoromycota, Mucoromycetes, Mucorales, Cunninghamellaceae. Gene Ontology annotation, molecular function: RNA endonuclease activity; 5'-3' exonuclease activity; RNA binding. The record is from RefSeq and is a predicted model, not a curated record. Gene Ontology annotation, biological process: mRNA 3'-end processing by stem-loop binding and cleavage. The coding region runs from base 56 to 2143 and encodes 695 amino acids.
UUGUUUGGAAGCGCAUUCUCUCUUUUUUUUUUUAACUCUUUUAUUCGUUUUUCCAAUGUCAACUUCCAAACGAAAGGCAGAAUAUGAAAUCCCCAUUGUCGACAAAAAUGAUAUUUUGAAAUUAACACCACUUGGUGCUGGAAAUGAAGUUGGGCGAUCUUCCCUCUUACUUGAAUACAAAGGCAAAACUAUUUUGCUUGAUGCUGGUAUUCAUCCUGCCUACAAUGGUCUUGCUUCUCUUCCGUUCUUUGAUGAAAUUGAUCCUGAAAGCAUUGAUGUUUUACUUGUCACUCAUUUUCACGUUGAUCAUGCAGCUUCAGUUCCAUAUUUGAUGGAAAGGACUUCAUUCAAAGGAAGAGUAUUUAUGACACAUCCUACAAAGGCUAUCUACAAAUGGUUACUUAGCGAUUACUUAAGAGUCAGUAAUAUUGGUGACGAAGAUCAACUAUAUAACGAAGAAGACCUUACCAACUCCUUUCAUCGAAUUGAAGCAGUGGAUUAUCAUCAACAAGUGGAAGUGGAAGGAAUCAAAUUUACGGGAUACAAUGCUGGCCAUGUAUUAGGUGCUGCUAUGUUUCUAAUAGAAAUUGCUGGUGUCAAGGUUCUUUAUACUGGUGAUUACUCUCGUGAAGAAGAUCGACAUUUAAUGGCUGCUGAAAAACCUGAUGCUGCGGUAGAUGUUUUGAUUACUGAAAGUACUUAUGGUGUUCAAAGUCAUGAACCACGUCUUACAAAGGAAACUCGAUUUACAUCAUUGGUACACGAUAUUGUAGAACGUGGUGGACGAUGUCUUAUGCCUGUAUUUGCACUUGGUCGUGCUCAAGAAAUCCUAUUGAUUCUAGAUGAAUAUUGGGAAGCUCAUCCUGAACUUGAUAGUAUUCCUAUUUAUUACGCUUCCAGUUUAGCAAAGAAAUGUAUGGCGGUAUAUCAAACUUAUAUCAAUAUGAUGAAUGCCAAGAUUCGAAAACAAUUUACCAUCUCCAAUCCAUUUGUAUUCAAACAUAUCAGUAAUUUACGGAAUGUGGAACAAUUUGAAGAUUCAGGACCUUGUGUUAUGAUGGCAAGUCCAGGCAUGUUACAGAAUGGUUUAUCACGAGAGCUUUUUGAACGAUGGGCUCCUGACAAGAAAAAUGGUCUAGUGAUCACUGGAUAUUGUGUUGAAAAUACUUUGGCUAGACAAGCAAUGAACGAACCUGAUGAUUUUACUGCAAUGGAUGGACGUAAACUUCCUCUCAAAAUGUCUGUGGAUUAUAUCUCUUUUUCAGCUCAUGUUGAUUUUACACAAAAUGCCAAAUUCAUCGAUGAUGUGAAAGCACCUCAUGUUAUCCUUGUUCAUGGUGAAGCAAAUGCAAUGUAUAGAUUGAAAUCAGCACUUCAAAGUAAAUAUUCGGAACGUGAAGAAAACAUCAAGAUUUAUACACCAAAGAACUGUGAAACAGUGAAACUUCAUUUCCGUGGUGAAAAGAUGGCGAAAACAAUUGGUAGUCUGGCAGCCAAGUAUCCAACAGAAAAUCAACGUUUAGAUGGAGUGAUUAUAUCGAAGGAUUAUCAGCUCAGCAUCAUGUCAGUGGAGGAUAUGACGGAACUCAGUGGAUUAAUGACAACAGUGGUGACUCAACGACAAAUAGUUCCUUUCAAUGCAGGCAUUGGACUUCUCAAGUGGCAUUUAGAAAUGAUGUUUGGUACUAUCCAGGAAGAAGAUUUGGCAAAGCGGGAUAAUUCUGGAAAUCAACAAGGCACAGUUUUACGUAUUAUGGACAUUAUUGAUAUCAAGCAAUUGACUGACAAACCAAACCAAGUGACUUUAGAAUGGGUUGGAGAUGCAAUGAAUGAUAUGGUGGCUGAUUCUGUAUUAGCUGUUAUACUCUCUGUUGAUAGUUCUCCUGCCAGUGUUAAAGCAAGUAGUCAACCAUGCAAGCACAAUCAUACAGAAAGCGAUCAUUCACGUAUUCAAGAGGAAAUUGACCUUGAAUAUGAAGAUAUAGUUUUAUUCUUGGAAGAACAAUUUGGAGAUGUAGUUGGCGAUUUCAAUGAUAAGAAAGCAACCAUUAAAAUGGAUGGAUCAACAGCUAUAGUCGAUUGUAUCAAAUAUGUAAGUAUCCAUUAUAAUGAACAUUAUUAUAUCGCUCAUACUCUUUUUUAAUAUCAUAGACUGUAGAAUCCGAAGAUGCUGAUUUCCAAAAGCGAGUAGCCCAAGUUUUACAACGUGUUAAAAAUACCAUCAAACCUCUUUCUUUGAAUUGAUCAUCAUAGUCUAGUUAUGUAUAUAUAUAUAUGUCCUUCUUGCAUUUGUGAAAUAAAAAAGACAUUCAUCUUUUUUUAAAACUCAAUUUUUGCC